UUAAAAUUACUCAUUAAUACUUAUUCGUUGAAAUUUAAUCAGAAACAUGAAACAUGUGAAUGGUCUAUGUGCUUUUACAACUUUAGUAAUUUUAUUUUUUUCGAUUUCUCCAGCCUUUUGUGAAACAUUUAAAUGUCCUGCCAAAACUGUGCCAGGAGAAGCGCAAAUUCCCCGAGUAUCAUUGCUGGUAGCUGGUCAGACUGGAUACCAUGCGAGAAUCGAAUUGGUUAAUGGAGCUGGCCAUUUACUUGAAGUUGAAGAGUCUUUCAAUAGUCAAAAUUCAUUUGGGUUGAUAAAACUGAAUGAUGAUGUCGGAAACGAGCAAAGGAGCUUUUGGUAUUAUUUAGAAUCCAAGGAAUUUUUCUACAUUGAUAGUGACCAAUCAUGUACCGUCAGUACAUUGAACGAUCAAACCAAGAAGUCGAUAAUCAGUGAAUGGCUUGCUUUUAAUAGUCUCCCAGAUGAGACUUCCAUCUUUGAUGAUCCAAAAAAUUUAGGCCCAAUAUUACUGUUUCUCUAUUUGGCAAGUAAAUCUAAUGAUCUUCAAUAUACUGGAACAGUUGAUCUCGAUGGUCGUAAAUGUAAUUCCUGGUUCUAUUGUUUACACGAUGAUGGACCCUACUUUGAUGUUUAUUUCGAUACCAAUGACAUUCCGGUUCGAUUAGUUUCCAGUUAUCCCGAUAAUCCGACUUUAACGACAACAAUUAACAUUAUCAACUUUGAGCCUCUCAUUAAUCAACCCAGCGAUCUCAUUACUUAUCCUUAUGGAUAUGGAUGCAAGCGAACUGUGACCACCAGUGUUCCAACUCCAAUAUUUGCCCAAUCAGAUACUUUCAAUUUGGAUUUAGAGGCUGCUCUUUCUUUCACUGAGCCAGAUCGAUCAGCAAUUACAACUGCUAGAAUCGUGAAGUAUCAAGGAAUUUAUUCGUAUGAUCUCAAGGAAAAUGGAAUCACUAAACGAAUUAUUCAUGAUCCAAAACUUUUGAUUGAUUUCCAAGUGGAUCCUCUAACUGGAACGUGCGUUGAAGGACAAGCCUCUGUUGGUGUUGGUUAUGGGUUUACUUAUUUAAGAUGGCCAUACUUUGAUAAGGAGAAGUUCAAUAUUCUUGAUGAUUCCGUUAUGAACUUGGGAUCAGUUAGCUACAUGGGCCAGAUUAGAUCAGAAACUGGUCGCUUGGAUGUAUUCGAGAAGCAAGCAGUAAACUUCUUUUAUCUUGAUGGCUCCAAAUAUAGUGCGAUAAUAACUUACUUUUUUCCUGCUUCAUAUGACAAAAGAGUAUCGACUAGAAAUCAAGCUCCCACAAAAAUCAUAAUCAAACCAGGUAGAGAGUUGUCCCAGUUUAAGUCAGAUGAGUUGGUAAAUAGAAUUGAAGUCAAAGUUAUAAGCUAUCAUGAAAGUUCCAUUGAUUUUGAAAAUAGAUUUGAUAUAUCUGGCUGUUUUAAUGGACAAGGGGAUUACACCUGGUUCCAGAUUGUUUUUUCUGGUAGACAAACGGAUCUUGCAUCAUGGAUGAACCAAGAUGAAUAUUUGAAAGAAAAAAUUCGAUCAGCCCUUUCUUUCAUUCCUAUGGUUAGGUUACCGGACAUAAGAGUUUCCUUCAUUGGAAAUAUGAUUUACAUAACUUGUAAACUAAUCGAGCGACCCAGCUAUGAAUACGAUUUUUACAAAACUCCUGGUUUUACAAUUUCGAAUCCCUCUAGAAUCAUUUUACGUGAUCAUGAACAAGACUGUGGAGAGGUUUGUGCUGAGGAUGAAGAUUGUACUAAUUUUGCGUACUGUAACAAUCUAGAGUGUCGUAUUUUCAGUCAAAAAAAAUCAACAUAUCCUCAGAUUGUUGAAACAAGUGACUGUGAUGGAUUUGGAAGAAAUAACUAUUUCGUUAAUCCCAAAACUGAGGUUGAAUCAAAUUUCCUCAAAUCAUCCAAAAGCUUGAUUCAUGAAAUAAAGGCCAAAAUAACUAAUGGAGAUUUCAAUUUCAAAGAACCAGCUCUAUCUGCUUUAUUUUUAUUCAUUGUCUCUGGUCCUGAUCAACUUGGUGACCCUGAUUCAAUUCUUGGUGAUGAUGAAGUUGAUGAUAUCAUUUCAAGUGUUGGUGAUCACUAUCAAGUAGUCUUAUCAAACCGUCGGUUAUUACAAGGAAAUGCUGUAUUGGGACUAGACUAUUUGUCAUGUUUAACUGAAUGUGAUAAUGAUGAUAGCUGCCUGGUUGUCUCAUUUUGCUCAUCGAGGAAAGGAGAAUGUAUUUUAGGCAAUUCAACACAGGAUGUUAAUGAAGACUCGACCGCUUUGAGUAAAGGAUGUAACAUUUUAUCCAAGUCAUAUUUGACUUAUUUCAGGAAAUUUCCUGGUCGCAGUUUAAUUUUGGAUGCAGAGCAAAUACUGAAAAACACUGGUAAAGAUGAAUGUGCGCGAAUCUGUGCCCAGUCUACAUCGCAACCAUGUGAAUCCUUUGAUUAUUGCCCAGAAGCUGGAUUGAAUCAAAAAGGGUCCAAGAAGAUCAAAGCAUGUUUCCUUCAUAAUUUUCAUAUCGCCAAAGACACAAGCAGUACUAUUGAUGGAAAAGUUUGGAAUUUUAAUGAAACUAAAUGUGAUCAUUAUGCUAAGGUACUCUCCAAAGACUAUAAGCAGCUCAUUGGAUUGAAAUUCAAUGACAAUAUGAAAGAUUCAAUCUUGGUUCAAACAAGUGGAAUAUCUUUGGAGCGAUGUGCCGGUAGCUGUUCAACUUCUGGUAACUGUGAAUCGUAUGAUUUCUGCGAAGUUAAAACCCAAUCGGGACAAAUAACAUCUAAAUGUCGCCUGUCUUCAUCAAAACCCAAUUCAAAAUCUAGUCAAUCGAUAGAAAAUUCAUUGGAAAAGUGUUCAAUCUACCUAACUAGUCAUUCCGAAAAAUCAGAAGCAGACAAAAGUUCCUCAAAAAUAUGGAUGUUCAUCUUUUUAAGUUGUUCCAUGUUUAUUUGUGCCUUCGUUAUUGGCAUUAUUGGUGCAAGAUACUAUUUUAAACGCUGAUUUUUAAUACUCAUUACUCAUACUCAUUUAAAACUCAAAUCAUGUGAUUAAAAAAAGAGAUUUGAUUUUGAAGUAAAUCAGACUAUUUUAAAAUAGUGUCAGGCUGAACUUGCUGCAACUUAGAUUCAUGUAAAUCAUUUGUAAAAGAAAAGAUGUUUGUAUUAUUUUUCACUGUCAAGGUAUAAAUCGUGUAUUUUACUAAUUUUAUAUGAAAAACGUAACUUGUGUUUAGUGAAAAUGAUGCAAAUUUAAUUUAAGUAUCAUGAUUCAAAUCUAUUGCUAGAGGUGAUGCAAAAAAAUUACAACGCAAUUGCUUAUCCAGUUUGAUUUAGAUAAAUGUAUCCAAUAAAACAAGUAUAAGAUCCAUUAAUCAUUUAA
Molecule: messenger RNA, 3385 nt
Organism: Tetranychus urticae (two-spotted spider mite)
Lineage: Eukaryota; Metazoa; Arthropoda; Arachnida; Trombidiformes; Tetranychidae
Source: RefSeq, a predicted model, not a curated record